This is a messenger RNA of Aspergillus calidoustus, 2076 nucleotides long. The record is from the annotation of a GenBank genome assembly. Lineage: Eukaryota; Fungi; Ascomycota; Eurotiomycetes; Eurotiales; Aspergillaceae.
AUGGCUUUCAGGGCACGGUCAGGGGCCUUGCUCAGAUGGAGUAAUGGUGGCCGCCUUCGGACGAUAUGGAGUUUUCGCGGUCUGGCCACGGUUGCUGACACUACGCGACCAUACGAUGUCGUCGUCAUCGGAGGCGGCCAUGCUGGAUCAGAAGCAUGCGCUGCGGCCGCUCGCUCAGGCGCUCGUACGGCGUUAGUUACCCCAUCGCUUUCGAACAUCGGAGUGUGCUCGUGUAAUCCGAGCUUUGGAGGAAUUGGAAAAGGCACGAUGAUUCGGGAAGUGGACGCUAUGGACGGAGUCGCGGGGCGGAUCAUCGACAAGGCAGGCAUCAUGUUUCGAGUUCUCAACCGGUCAAAAGGACCGGCUGUUUGGGGCCCCCGCGCGCAGAUUGACCGUGACUUGUACAAGAAUUAUAUGCGUGAAGAACUGCUCUCGACGGAGGGACUGAGCAUUCUCGAGGGCAAAGUUGCGGAUAUCGUGAUCUCAAAGGACGAUGUUGGGACAGGGCCUGCAGCGCCGGCUGGCAAGAUUGUUGGUGUUCGGCUGGAGACGGGCGAAGUGUUACCGACAAGCCGGGUCGUGAUAACAACGGGCACUUUCCUAGGCGGGGAAAUUCAUAUCGGGCUCAACGCCUAUCCGUCAGGGCGAAUAGGGGAGGCUGCUACGUUCGGACUAAGCAAGUCGCUCCGCGAAGCCGGAUUCCAGCUCGGCCGAUUAAAGACUGGGACGCCCCCUCGACUUGAUAAGAAAACAAUCGAUUUCGGGGCGCUGGAAAUACAUCCCGGCGACUCGCCACCGAUGCCGUUCUCCUACCUUAAUAAGAGGGUUCAAGUAGACGAUGAUGCCCAGCUUCCCUGCUGGAUGACCCACACCAACAAUGCGAGCCAUGAUAUCGUGCGUGCCAACUUGGACAAAUCCGUCCAUAUUAGAGAGACGGUCAAGGGCCCAAGAUAUUGUCCCUCUCUGGAAUCCAAGAUCAUUCGCUUCAAGGACAAGACGCAGCACUUGAUCUGGCUUGAGCCAGAGGGCUUCGCGCCGAACGAGGUUAUCUAUCCCAACGGAAUUUCGAUGACCAUUCCAGAGGACGCGCAGUUUGAGUUACUACGGACUAUUCGUGGUCUUGAAAACGUGAAGAUGCUUCAGCCUGGCUACGGCGUGGAGUACGACUACAUUGACCCGCGCAACCUACGACCAACCCUCGAGACGAAGUUGAUUAGUGGACUGUAUCUCGCCGGCCAAAUCAACGGCACCACAGGCUACGAAGAAGCAGCAGGACAGGGAAUUAUUGCAGGCACAAACGCCGGUCUCUCCGCUCAGGGACGCAAACCCCUCACCCUCUCCCGCUCCGACGGCUUCAUCGGCAUCAUGAUUGACGACCUCAUAACCAAGGGUGUCUCAGAACCAUACCGCAUGUUCACCGCACGCAGCGAAUUUCGCAUCUCAACCCGUGCCGAUAACGCUGAUCUCCGCCUGACCCGCAUGGCCCGCGAAGCUGGCAUUGUCUCCGACAACCGCUGGCGCCUUUUCAUUGACACGGAAGCUCAGAUCAACGAGCUCCAGUCUCUUCUAUCCAACACCAAAGCUACCGCAAGCACCUGGUCGCGCAAGGGCUUCAAAAACCGGUUGGACAGCUCCACCCGCUCCGCGCUCGACCUCCUUUGUAUCGACGGCGUCGACAUCGACGCCCUAAUCCCGUACAUUGAAUCACCCACAGGGACAGUCUACACACCUUCAUCCUUCAGCCCCGAGAUCCGCACCCGCGUCGCCAUCGAGGGCCGCUACGCGCCCUAUCUCGCCCGCCAGUCCGCCCUCGUCCGCAACUUUCAGCAGGACGAACACGUCCUCCUCCCGCCUGACUUAGACUACUCGGCUAUCUUCGGGCUCAGCAGCGAGGAGCGUCAGGCGCUGGAACGGGUUCGGCCCGUGAGUAUUGGAAUGGCGCGGCGCAUUGAGGGUAUGACGCCUGCUGGUGUGUUGAAAAUCCUUCUUCAGGUGAGGAGGAAUGGUGGGUUGACGAGGGAUGUGAUUGCCGAGACGGCGCAAAUGGAGAAGGCGCCUGAUGAUGUUUCGGCUUAG